Molecule: messenger RNA, 1249 nt
Organism: Olea europaea var. sylvestris
Lineage: Eukaryota; Viridiplantae; Streptophyta; Magnoliopsida; Lamiales; Oleaceae
Product: adenylate isopentenyltransferase 3, chloroplastic-like
Exons: 3
Coding region: 105-1052 (315 amino acids)
Biological process (GO): cytokinin biosynthetic process; tRNA modification
Cellular component (GO): mitochondrion
Molecular function (GO): tRNA dimethylallyltransferase activity
Source: RefSeq, a predicted model, not a curated record
CACAGGCUUUCUCAUCGUACAUGUCAGAUAAGUUUUUUAAAACUUUGCCACUCCAUAUUUCUAGGUCUUUUUUACUUAAUUUGUCACGCACCAUCUGAGCAACCAUGAAUUACUUGUUGAAUGGAAACAUGAACAUGAACAUGAACAAGAACAAGAACAAGGUUGUCUUCAUCAUUGGGGCCACUGGGACGGGAAAGUCUAGACUUUCCAUUGACAUUGCUACCCGUAUCCCAUCGGAGAUUAUAAAUGCCGACAAAAUUCAGGUGCACAAAGGACUCGACAUCAUAACGAACAAAAUUUCAGAGACCGAGAAGAAAGGUGUGCCACACCAUUUGCUCGGGACAAUCGAGCCUGACUCCGAUUUCACGGCUGCUGACUUCUGUAAUCAGGUAGUUGCAGCUGUGGAAGAGAUUUUGAGGUCGGGAAAGGUUCCGAUAAUUGUAGGUGGAUCGAACUCCUACAUCGAAGCGCUCGUGGAGGAGCAUUUCCUAAAGUUCAAGUCUAUUUACGAUUGUUGCUUCAUAUGGCUUGAUGUUUCAUUACCUGUAUCGUUCUCUUUUGUGUACAAAAGGGUCGAUCAAAUGGUCGACGCAGGACUUAUUGACGAGGUACGAGGAAUGUAUGUGCCUAAAGCUGACUAUUCGAAAGGCAUCCGUCGUGCAAUUGGUGUCCCGGAAUUAGACAAGUAUUUUGAAAAUGAGAAAGAAAUGGAUGAGACGAGCAAGAAGGUUGUUCUUGAAAAUGCCAUCGAAGAAAUCAAGAGGAACACGUGCAAACUAGUUUUUCGUCAACUUGAGAAGAUAGAACGGCUUAAAAACCAGCUUAAUUGGAAAAUUCACCGCAUUGAUGCUACGUGGGUUUUUAAGAUAUAUGUAAAGGAGGAAGACAACAGUGCUCGUUGUCAGGAGUUCGACGAUGCAUGGAUGGAGUUGGUGCUCAAAACUUGCUUUGGUAUUUUAAUUGAUUUUCUAAAAGAAGAUCUGCAAGUUGAUAAAGUUGCAGAAUCUAUUAUGGCUCCAAUUCCUUCCGAAGAGUUGAAGGGUGAAAACUAGAGAAAUGGGAGCCUCAUAUUUUCUGUUUUCAUUUGAUCGUUAGUAAUUCAUAGACUCUCAUCAUUAAGAACUGGUUUUUUCGGAUAUUGUUUCUAGGCAAUAUGUUAGAGUGCUUGCAACUCUAAAUGAUAAAUAAAUGUACAUGCAAUAUCGUCUUUAUUCAUUGGCUUGGAAUAAAAUUUCGAGAAUUACAAUUA